AGUGUGGUGGGUGUGAGAGGAGUGCCAUGCAGAGCGCCGUGUUCCUGGCGCUGCAGCACGACGGCGGGCGGAUGGAACGAGGCGGCCGCCGCCGCGGCAACGAGGGGGAGGAGGCGGAGAAGGGCAGGAUGAAGAGGACGAUCAUUAAAGAUUGGAAAACAAGACUGAGCUACUUCCUGCAGAACUCUUCCAGUUCUACUAAGAUGAAAUCUAAGAAAGUGGGGAAACACCGCACCUACUUCAGACCUUCCCCUGAAGAGGCCCAGCUGUGGUCAGAAGCCUUUGAUGAACUUCUUGCUAAUAAAUAUGGUCUUGCUGCUUUCCGAGCUUUUCUGAAGUCUGAGUUCUGUGAAGAGAACAUCGAGUUCUGGUUGGCCUGUGAGGAUUUCAAGAAAACCAAGUCACCCCAGAAGCUGACGUCGAAAGCAAAAAAAAUCUACAAUGACUUCAUUGAAAAAGAAGCUCCUAAAGAGAUAAACAUAGACUUCCAAACCAAGAACAUGAUUGCACAGAAUAUUCAAGAAGCCACACGUACCUGCUUCAGUGCAGCACAAAAGAGAGUUUACAGCUUAAUGGAGAAUAACUCAUACCCACGGUUUUUGGAAUCUGAAUUCUAUCAGGAGCUGUGCAAGAAGAUGCCCAUCGCCAGAGCAGCCCAGGAGACAUGAGCAAUAGAGAAGAGUGAGAAGAAGCCUCUCAGCUAGUUAGGGAGCGAGCCAUGGCUCAUGGCAGUAUCCUGACCUGAAAGACUGAGAUACCAAGUGCUCAGUCUGUUUGCCAUGGUGCAAGGACAAAUACUGACUUUGGUGCAAAGCUGAUGGCAAAGAGUGAUGGUGUUGGAAGGCAUUCAGAGGUGAUGGCAGAAGUGUGCCAGCCAGAUGCUGGUGCUGUGCUUCUCUGAGUGCUGUGGUGAAUGGUGACUCCAUGCAUUAGACCAAACCAUGCAGUAUAAGAGUCCUGUCACAGCUGAGGCGGCAAUGCAGCAGGUCAGAACAGAGCUUCCUUCUUGUAAACAGAAGCUGCUCUGUACAGUUGCACAGUGCUGGGAACUUGAGUAAUUGGUUGCCUAUUUAUUUUUCCUAAACAUCAACCAGUGUUGCUGUCAUCAGUCACUCAGUGUGUUCGCACUGCUUCUGUAAACUGCCUCUAGCUGCAAAGAGAUGUGUUGGGUUUCUCUGUGACUUCCAGACAGUAACAGCACUGUGCAGCAUGAAGUGAGGAUGGGAUAUAACUCUGUUCCCAGAGGAACAGGUUCUGCAACUAAAGCAUGCAGGGCUGGGUUGUGUUAGUGGGGCCGCAUGAAGCCAGACUGAGGGCAAAACUUGUCCAAGGUGAACAGGAGCUGUAUAGUAUUAUAUUUAUAUGUGCAUUAUGAUUGUGUUGAAAGCUGCAAUAAUGUCAUAAUUCUGUCUUCAGGACAGCAAGCUUCAAUGAAGUCUCUUACUGUUUUUAAUAAACUAUUUUGAUACAAA
This is a messenger RNA of Harpia harpyja (harpy eagle), 1472 nucleotides long. RefSeq names its product regulator of G protein signaling 2 (gene RGS2). The record is from RefSeq and is a predicted model, not a curated record. The transcript has 5 exons. Bases 27 to 668 code for a protein of 213 amino acids. Lineage: Eukaryota; Metazoa; Chordata; Aves; Accipitriformes; Accipitridae.